GACAUGUGUGUUCUUGAGCUCUGGGUUCCCUGUUGUCGGUGCCCUGCCUUGUCGUUUUGAGAGGGCAUGAGAGCCGCAUAAGGAGAUCACCAAAGGGCUGCGGUCUGAACGCUGAUCUGCCAGGAAUGCUCUGUUUUUAAGUUGCCAGCUUCCUGAUUAGGAGCUUGUAUAACCAGCGUUGUAGUAGUUUGCCGGCUGUGGCUUUCAGCAGCUGAGUCCGUGGAACACAUCUCGGCGUUGGACAGCACAAAACCAAUGCAUGAAAAAGCAGGGCUCAUGCAUAGCCUGGACAAACUAGAGGCAUUACACAAGGAAAAGAGCUUGGAUUCGCCAAAUGGCAGCCUGCACCUGAGUGAUGCCAUCAAGGAUGAGGAGCUGAAGACAUGUCGCACAGAAGUCUCGCCUCCAAAUAAAUACAACUCUCAGUACCACAAGCUAUUCAAGGACAUCCCCAGUGAGGAGAGUGUGCUGAAAGUCUGCUCUUGUGCUCUUCAGAGAGACAUUCUUAUCCAAGGCCGGCUCUACAUUUCUCCAAACUGGCUCUGUUUCUAUGCAAACCUUUUUGGGAAGGAUAUCAAGGUUGUUAUUCCUGUUGUCUCUGUCCAGCUGAUAAAAAAGCACAAAACAGCCCGGCUGUUGCCAAAUGGACUGGCUAUUACCACCAAUGCCAGCAGAAAGUACAUCUUUGUAUCCCUGAUCUCUAGAGACAGUGUGUACGAUGUGCUGCGGAGAGUCUGCACCCACCUGCAGGUCUCAAGCAAAAAGAGUCUGAGCUUGAAAGAAUUGACUGAAGAGCCUGAUACAGUGUCACUGGAGGUGAUUGUCCCGGAAGUGAAGUGGAGGAAGGGGUCCACGCCAUCGCUGUCACUGUCUCUCCCAGAUGCAGGCUUCCAGUGCAUCCAUCGGGCAUCAAUCAGCAGCCUCAGUACAAAGGAGAGCUCUUGCAACUCGGAGGAGCCUCUAGUAUCAGAAAGUGCAAUAAACACUGAAGAGGAGUUAGAGGUGGAGCAGAGCUACAAGGCAGAGCUGAGGCCAUCUGAUUAUCAGCUGCUGAAAAUCUUCAUUGUCUUGAUCUGCCUCCUGGUGGUCUCCUCCUCCUACUUGGCUUUUCGCAUCUUCCGCCUGGAGCAGCAGCUCUGUUCCUUGAAUCGGGACUAUCUCUCCCGUGUGCCUCGAAGGUGACUGAUGUGUGGUAUGUUACUCUCAAGAGAAACAAUGAUGGAGAAAACAGCAUCUUUGAACAUACAUCCAUGCUGUGUCCAAGUAGUUAGCAUGACUGGAGUGAAGCCAGGGCAAAUAGAUCCCUUGGUCUCACUCUGUGCUAUUCCUGGACCAAAGUUUCCAGUGGUGAAAUCUAGAAGUGCUUCCUUCCCAUCAGCGACCACAUUGCGAAUGCUGAGCCUGCUAUAUGUUCUGUAGACCAAUGGUAGUCAAUGUGGCAGCCUCCAGAUGUUGCUGGACUACAACUCCCAUCAUGCCUGACCAUUGGCCAUGCUCACUGGGGCUGAUGGGAGAUGGAGGCCAACAACAUCUGGAGGCCACCAUGUUGGCUACCCCUGCUGUACACUCUGCAGCAGCUUCUUCCAGACAGCAGUGGUGCUCGUGAUGACGGCCAAGAGGUGGAAAUGCAAUAGUCCCUUUCCAGUGGCUCUAGCCGUAUCCUGCAAGGCCUCUUCAGCCACUGAGGACAUUGAGUAAUGUGCUGUCUAGAGCUCCAAGACAAUUUGGGAGCUUACAGGGCCUUCUUCUGAUGGCCCCCUUUUGUAUUUCAAAACUGCAUUGUCUUCCCUGUGGCUCUGCUCCAGAAGGGCUGACUGUUAUCACCAGGAAACUACACCGGCUUGUCGUAUCCAAAGGGAUCCUAGCAAGUUCCAGAAAAGUAGCUGGGUUCUCUUCUAGGAGGACUGAGUUUAAACUGUUGCCGGUUCUUGCUGCUUUCUUGCCCUUAGUGAGGGGAACAGGACAGAGGAGGUCUUGGGUUUUUGCUACGGUGAAAACCGCUGGAAUAUUUUGCUAAGGACGAGGUGCCAGCUUGGCUCUGUCCCUUCCCCAGAGCAACAAAAUAAUCUCCAUUAGGACCAACCUUCUUGCACUAACAGGAUCCCUGUUAUCCAGGAGGAAUGCUGUUAGAAUGAUUCUUGCACGCCUGCAAAAUUACAGUAGUUGCUAUAGCAACAUUCAGCACGGGGAUCCUCUUGAACUGCCAGGCAGGCCCUGAGCUUUCAUGGACCGGCCCUGGCUAGAGAUGUGCUCCCUGAGGCUGCAGCACCUUCUCAUACCCUUGUGAAGAGGAGAGUGUGAGAAUAAAUAUGACUUGACUGGUGUGUGCUUAGCCCUUGAAGUGCUUCAGAUGGGUCUGUCCCAGUUCACCUGAAGUCUUUGCAGCUUGGCAGUGAUGUGGGAAAGCAAAGCCGGGUCGGGGGGCGGUGAGGCAAACCACUUGCUGCAUUUCUUUGUCCCAAGGGCGGUUCCUGAUGCCUUGUGGAUGGGCUAGCACUCCUUGCUUGUAGCCGAGGAUGUAGGCAAGCCACAACUUUGCCCCAUCUGUCAUUCUGCGGCAUGACACAACGCCACUCUGAACAAGCCCUUGAAGAGAGGGUACAGAGCCAAUCGACCGCAUCCCCAGGAGCGGAAGCCUUGCGUGGAUGACUGAUGGGAGGGAAGAGGGGUUUGGCGUGUGUUGUGGCUUCCAUCAAUGCUACUGUUCACGGACAAGUUGGGAGAGCUGACCCAAGGCAGAAUCGGUGAGGAAGAACCUCCAUGGGGAGAUUAAGGAUGCAGGAAGUGCCCUGCAGGAUCAGGCCAAAGGCCUAUCGUAAUCCAGCAUCCCGUUCUCACAGCGGCCGGCAAGAAGGCAUCAAGCAAGCAAGCCUCAAGAGCAACAGCGCUCUCCCAGCUUGUGGAUCCCAGUGACAGUUCAUUCUGUUAAGAGUAAGAUCCAUCCCACGAGAGCCACGCUGAAGAAAUUGAGUUCAUCAUCAGAUUCCUCCAUGGACUAAGGCAUGUGAAUGUGUACACCGAGCAUCACUGUGGCGCUGCCUGCUCUCUUGUAUGCCAGUUUGGGAAUGGUCUGUUGUUGGAGGAAAGGAGCCUGUUUGGGGGGGGGGCAUGAUGGGAUCUGGGAUUCUGUUGGGGUUAAGCAUGUUGGUUUUCAAACUUCCUACUUUCAGGCAACCCUUUCGUCGGUCCGGUCAGCCAGGAAAGUCUCUUCACGUCUUCCAGAGUACCUCUUGAGUGUCACAUAUAAAGAUACCAGAGCACAUUCCUGGGUGUGUGGGCAGCUCACAUGCAGUGUCCUGGUCUCGGGGCUGCCUUGACCACACAAGGUGACACCUGCUUUGGGCGGCAGGAUCUAGGGAGAUAGAUAGCAGCAGCGUGAAGUGUUGGUCUGUUGUUUGGUGCUCCGCUUCAGACAGCAAAAUGUCUUGGCCAGCAUUUGCAGGUCUUGGAAUGACACCUUGCAUCUUGCAAGGAAAGGGCCACAGUGGUGGGCGGGCUGCCUUCCAGGAAAGCGUGUGUGCCAUUCCUGGCCUUAUCGCUGAGGGAACAUCUGAGAAAUGCCAGGGCUCCUCAACACUCAGUUUGAAAAAAAUAUUGCAGGAAAGGAAUUCAUUCUUAUAUGUAGGGACAGCUCCAGGUUUGAAGGGGCUGCGUUCUGGAAGGCCCCCUUGCUACAUUGGGGGGGGGGGUGCAGGGUACCGACCUGUGAGGGGAGUCUAAUAGUGGAUUUACCUGGCGGCAGCAGUGCUUGGAUCAAUGGUGGCUGCAGAGCGGCUGGCUCUGGAAGACUCUGAAAUUUUCCACAAUGCCCUGGGAGUGACAACUGUUGGAAGCAUUGUGUGUCUCUGAGGGAAAUGGCAGCCUUCAGAUGCAGCCAGCCAGUACUCAGUGGUCAUCUCUGCUGAGCCCCUGCAGCUGCCUAAGGGUGCCGCCCAGUGCUUUUUUGGCUGUAUUUAGAGGGAAAAAAUGAGGUGCCGGUAAUCAUAUCUUGAGAAAGUUCUGUGGGUGCCAGUAAAACAGUGGCUGCCAUGGGCAGCAAAGACAACAAGAGAGGAGAUGGUGUGCUCUGCUGGUGAGUACCAUCACACAAAAAGCACCUCUUUGUCCCUGGUGCCACCCCUCAACUCCAGGACUGUUUGAAUGAGCAGCGAGUUGAUGGCUCAGGCCAAGCGGGUCUGGCAGUUGUGUCUCCUCCUGAAGAAGCACACCCCAACACCUGUGUUCUCCUUUCCUCCUCCCCCAGCUCCCAUGCCACAGGUUCACUGGGCUGCUGGACAGCCAGCUGGGCAUCUUUCUUAGCAAUAACGUCUCAGGUGUUAAUGUCUUUUUAAUCAGAUCUCCCAUCUUAUAGGAGGUAAAUGUAAUAUUUGUGCUGAUAUUUUGUUUAUUUUUUGGAAAGCGCUGCUAAGACAAGGUCCUUUUGUUUACCCUUGAGUUGUCUUGGCUGUGGGGCCCUUGGGAGUAGGGCCUGGCGGGGAAGGCAAGCAGGUCCAAGAAGUGCCAAGAGAUUUAUGCCAAGGUGAUCCAUUGCUGCAUUUUCUGUUGAUCCCCACAAGUCUGCGUUUGAGCAAGAACGGUUCAGAACAUCAGCUAUGAGCCGGAUGCCCCCAGUUCACAUCUCAGCUGAGUUUUGCUGGUUGGCCUUUGGUGAGCUGCUGUCUGUCUCUCAGGCUUGGGAGCCUCUUCACGACUCGAAUUUCGGGAAUAAAAGCACUAGCCUACCUUACAGGGAUGUUGUAAGGAUUUUCAAGAUAAUGUAAAGCGCUUUGAACACUGUGAAGCGCUCUAUAAAUACUAAGUAUUAUCAUUAGUGUUACUCCAUGUAAGCAGUGAUUCUUAUUUUUCCUUUUCUUCUUUUUUAAAAGUACAGACCGUUCAGGAAAAUAGCAGAAAUAUCCUACAAACUCAUUAUUUUCUUGCUUUGUUGUCCCAUAAGUAACCUGUGCCUAUGAUAAUGCAGUGAAAGGGUUAAGCACAUAAAUGUGCACGCACGCACACACACACACACCUACCUUUCUCUGACCCUUCUGGAAACAGCAACUUUUCCUGCUUUAAAAAAGUCUGUAAAGUCACACAAGUCCCUUCCCAUUGCAGAGGACCUGUUUACUGAGCAUUCAUCCUGAUUUGUUUGCAUAAAUUUUGUGGGGAGAUAACACAUCAGCAGUUUAUUAAGCAAGUGUUCUGAGUGUGUGCACAACGUUGUGUCAAGCAUUUGUUAUUCCACACUUUCCUGUGCAUUUUCCAUUAGCUUUCCUUACAGCAAAAGGUAUUUUGUUUUUGGAAGCAGGUAUGUUGCACACAAUUGCCAAAUACACUUUAGCUGCACAGCCUGAAUUUGACAGUAUGUGAUUGAAUCCGACCCACAACAUUGUGACAGUCUGGAAGUGCCUGCCUGCCUGCCUGCUAUGUCUGAUUUGACCCUGUAAGGGAAUAGGGUAUUCCUCUGUACUAUCCAAUCACACAGAACAAGGCGCUGCAGAUGUCUGGCAAAAUCUGCCUGACUGCAUGCUGAGACUCUAAUUUGCCCACACCAUCACAGCCCUCAUUUCUGAUUUGAUCAUAAAGACACACACACAGAUUUAUCUUACACUGAACCAGCGUCUACUGUUGAUUGACUUACUCAUGCAGUUGCAAUCCCAACAUGGCUAGUCUACAGAUAGCCAUCAGGGCACUAACCUAAAUCCCCCAUUAGUGAAGCUGAAAAAUGGCAUAAAGGUUAAAUUAUCUGAAUUGACUCUAUAGAGAAACUUCAAGAAAAGAACUGCCAUCCAAUUGGUCACAUUAGAGCUGGAAGGUGGAAACUGCAGCUCUCCAGUUUUGUUGGACUACAGCUGUCAUUAUUCUGACUGUUCACCAUGGUGGCUGGGGCUGAGGGAAGUGUACUUCCAACCACAUCUGGACGGCAACAGUGGAGAAUUGGGCUGUAGUUAUGGACUCCUGAUUUUAAACACCAGUUGCAGAGCUGCAAUAAAGGGACUGCUUCUGCAAAGCAGGGGAAAAAAAGACAGAGGUAUGUGUUGGUUUCACAAGCAUGUGUGAAUACAACUAAUUCAGUUUAGCUGCUUGAUCACACAACUGUUGGGAGUUCAGGAGUUUACACUUCAGCUGUUGAGAUCUGAAGCGUUAAGACUCUAGUGGGGACUAGCCAGGAAAUUUUGCUACCCGAAGGCAGGAGCAACAGCAGGCCAUUAGUAUUUUGUAAAUCCUCUUUUACAUGUGCCACAUUCCCAUUCAGGCAGAGCCGUCACUGACCAGCUAUGCUAGAAUGGGCUUUGUGCCCAGCGGUUACUACAAGUUCUCUUCUAGUUCUAGGUUUGGGUGGAGUGGAGGCUUGGACAAACUAUUUUGUACAAUGGGCUAGGGCAGAAUGAAUGCAAUCCCCAGUCAUGUCAGUCUUUCUAGCUUUUGCAGCAAUGCAAGCUUGACACGGGGUCCUCAUACCUCUGUCUCUUGCACUGCGUGCUGCUGGGGUAUUUUUGCAAGGAGUGUUGCUUCUUUAGCAUGAUCUGUGUUAAUGCUUUCCAGAAGGAUAAUGAUAUUGAGGUGUUGGCUACCUCUGGCUUAAAUGCAUGGCUCUUUUAGCAGCAACAGGUGUUUCAGCUCUUUCAGCAGCAACAGGUGUUUCAGCAUUUGUCAUGAUGGGUCCAGAAGGGUCUCUUGCUUCCUCCAGCUAUGUCCUGUCUCGUACAGUGGAGCCUGAGCGAUGGGAGAAGCAGCAGCCCCUAGGCUUGCGGGUCGGAAAAGUGCCUGUUGUUUGUUUUCUAAAAAUGCUUGCAAACCAGCACUGUCCCUGCCAUGCAGGUGACUGGUCUGAGCUACCAGGCGCUCCCAGUGGAAUAGAGUGCACUCUCUUGCCAUUUGUUGUUGUUAUGUGCCUUCAAGUCGAUUACAAUUUAUGGCGACCCUUUGAAUCAGCGACCUCCAAUAGCAUCUGUCAUGAAAAAAUCAACAUAGUUUAAUGCUAGAAUCUGUGUUCUAUUGGCCCUGCUUCCAUCCAGUCACGCUGCGUGCUCAGGAUGAUAAGCCUGGGCUUGGAUGACACAGUCUUAUGUGCCAUGAUGUACAUCCUAAUUUGCACCCGCGGCUUGCCUUCAAGACCUAAGGGUGAUUCAACAGGAUUCUGGAAAGUGAUGGCAUCAAUGCUUCAGGUGUGAGGUAGGCAAAGUUGGAACUUUGUUACUAUUUGUUAUUGUAAGAUGCUUUGGAUUGCUUUGCAAGGAAAACAAAUAAUAAUAAUAACAUAAUAAUAAUAAAUAGGGA
Rhineura floridana is the source of this 7260-nucleotide messenger RNA. It is a transcript of the gene GRAMD2A, whose product is annotated as GRAM domain containing 2A. NCBI's taxonomy places the organism in Eukaryota, Metazoa, Chordata, Lepidosauria, Squamata, Rhineuridae. Gene Ontology annotation, cellular component: extrinsic component of cytoplasmic side of plasma membrane; endoplasmic reticulum membrane; organelle membrane contact site. Gene Ontology annotation, biological process: regulation of store-operated calcium entry. The transcript is spliced from 12 exons. The coding region runs from base 256 to 1182 and encodes 308 amino acids. The record is from RefSeq and is a predicted model, not a curated record. Gene Ontology annotation, molecular function: phosphatidylinositol-4,5-bisphosphate binding.